UGAAGGCUUUGAGAUCACGGGUCGUCAUCCUCGUGUCAUGGCCCUUGUUCUUGCUUUUGUUGCUUGUCCGCAACAAUAUUUUUAAUGCAAGGCCAAUAAGCUCAUUUGGUCGACUUCAUCUUGCAGCUUCUGCCUCCCAAUACCACACCAUACCUGGACUGCACUUGCCAGCAAUUCUAGGAAAUAGAACCGCAAUCUCGUUGUCACUCCUCAUGGUCCAUGCCACCGACCCUCACACCUUCCUUUCUCCUACAAAAUCAAAUUCCCGUCCAGUUUUCACAAUCAGGCAAUAAGUUAAUCAAUCUCACAAACCCCCAUGGGAUCGUCACAACUCUUGAUAAACUCAUUAUUCGAGAUGGAAUUCUCACCCUCAAUCAUGGGUCCUAAGGUAGCCACUGCAUUCCUCGCCGAGGAAGCUGCCACGGCCGUUGCUAUACUCAAACAAGGCUCAGCAUCAAUCGCAGAGAAGCAACACCUUGACGGGUCUUCCGAAGCCAGCGAAAUGCAAGCCGAUACGGACACAGGCUCUAGUCUACCGACCACGAGCCUCAGAUUCGAGCCUGACCCGGAUGGGCGUAACGUUGAGAAACGCGAAGCAGGUGCAGCAAAGGACUCUACCAAGACCCAGCCUGGCCAGCCCAACACCGCGCAAACGCUCCGAGACAACAGUCGCAAGAAAUCCACAUCUAACACCACCAAAUGCGAGAACUGCCUCGACUACCACGCCAGGCCCUGUGAAUGGUCCUGCCGCGCCUGCGGCGCCGACCACCACUUCCUGGCAUGCAAAUACAAGGACUAUAUCUGUAGCUGCACCAAAUUCCCCUACCAUCUCCUUCAUCACUGCAAGGUCGCCUGUACCAUGUGCCAGGGAAAGCACCGACACCGCGCCACCCACUGCGCUGCGCGAUGUGCUUGUUGUGGCAGCCUGGGACACGCCAUGACGAAUUGCAUCAUCCAGAAGUGGUACGGCUCACGGUGCAACUACUGCAAGGGCAUCCACCUAGUUCAGGACUGCCCUUGCCGCUGCCGGUUUUGCAAGGACUUCCACCGCUCGGAUAAGGAUUGUCCUUUCUUAACGAGAACGGCCUGUGUUGUGGACGCUUUGAAGCCUACGUUGAAGGGAGAGGGUGCUGGAGGACCGUAGAUCUUGGGUUCUCAGCAUUCACCGUGGCUCACGAGCUAGUAGCUGGGUCCGGAGGAGGCGGCAAUGGAAAGUGGCACAAUCGACGUGCAUUUCACGAGGAUGACAUGAAGAAGACUCUCGAGGGUACAGACUGGGGAAGAG
Messenger RNA from Pseudomassariella vexata, 1285 nucleotides. RefSeq lists its product as uncharacterized. Bases 317 to 1144 code for a protein of 275 amino acids. NCBI's taxonomy places the organism in Eukaryota, Fungi, Ascomycota, Sordariomycetes, Amphisphaeriales, Pseudomassariaceae. The record is from RefSeq and is a predicted model, not a curated record. The transcript is spliced from 2 exons.